AUGCCAACUUGUGCUUCAAAUUGUCGUCGUAAUGUGGACCCGUCAUCCGAUGCACAGUUUCCGUGCCGUGGCUUCAAUUUUCGACCUGGUAAAAAUCCAGUGUGUGAGCUGAUUAAGAUGGGGAAUGAUACGACAAAUGAGCCAAUCCAGACAAAGCAGUUAUCGUUCUACUUCCAGAAGACCUGUUUUAGAGUGCCUGCUCGGUGCGUUGAAUCGGCUUUCGUGUUCGACGUCAGGCGCGGACACACUCUCAGAUCCACUUCAGAAUCCAGAACAGCUUACAGUGUCGAACAAUGCGCCGAUAUCUGUUUGGCCGAAGAGUGCAAAGCUUUCGUUUGGGACGAAGCAAACGAGAAAUGCCGAUUCUUCAACACUGCGGAUAGACAGGACUUGGAACGCGACGUCAAUUUUACCUACUAUGAGAACAACUGUCUUGGUCCUGAAUCACGUUGCCCGAUUGGACGCGUGGAAUUUCUUCUGGUCAAACAUGCAGAUGUUCCUUCUUUUGGUGUUUCUGUAGGCGUCAAAAGUAUAAGAAACUGUAUGAAGGAGUGUGUUGACACGACUUUGUUCCAUUGCAGAUCUUCGCAGUUCAAUGCUGUGUCUAGCGAAUGUUUUAUAUCGGACGAAAACUCUGAUGUGGCUGUCGCUUCAGCGAAUCUCGACUUAUACGAAGCAUUUUGUUCAACUGCGGCUGAGGGAGUAGCAAACUGUAAUCGACCGUAUUCCUAUGAGAAGCUCAUUACCUCACGACUUUCUGAUACACCGAAGGUCCACGAGUUGAAAAACGCUACCGUAGAUGCCUGUUUAUCGGAAUGCUCAAGCUCGAUAAGGAAAUGUCGAUCAGUGAACUAUGAUGUCAGCACAAAAAGUUGUUUAUUAUUGUCUAAGGCUAGAAAUGACGGCGCUGUGCUAGUGCAAGAUGAUAAGUAUGAUUACUACGAACCCGCCUGCUUUGAUGUCGACGAAAAAGCGAAUGCACUUGCAAAUCAAAGUUAUACACUAUUGGAAGCUAAUCGCACACUUCGGCAAGAAUAUCGAAAUGUUCAGCUUCUACAAACUGGGAACUUGUUCACUUGCUGGUCAUUGUGUCAAAAUGCAACGUCUUUUUUCUGCCAUUCCUUUGCUUAUUCUGCUACUCGGCUUGAAUGCGUUGUAUCAUCAAAAAGAGUUAUGCUCAAUGAAAACUACGAGAAAUUUACGCAGAAGAGCCCGAUUUUUGACCUUUACAUUCGGCUGGAUAUCUCUGAAAAAGUUGCUGUUACGACAGCGAAGCCGAGAAGUGAAAUUCCAUUCCCCACGCUCAUACACGAUUCAGCGAUAAGUGAGAAUAACGACAUUGGUGAAGGCUCAAGCACCCUUGCACCAACUUCCCUAACAACCUUCACAUCUGCUCGGGGGUCUACCGCUUCCGUCAAAAUAGACUACUUCGGGAGAUCUAGCCAAUCGGAUUCGAAAUUCGAUCCAUUAUUCAAGUUCAGGGAGCCGCUUGGACCGAAUUCUUCUGAUGAACUGAACUUGAAUGCGAUCAUCGCCGAUCCCGAACUACAGCAGCUGUCUGAUUACGAAGCCAUUCCACGACUAGCUUUGCCUUCAGAGCGCAUCGCUUUCGUCAACCCAGAUAAAGUCAAAGUCAGCGCUGAAUGUCAUGACACGGGGAUAAAUGUGUCGUUUCACCUCGAUGACGGUGAGCAGUAUACCGGUGCUGUAUACGCGGCAGAACGAUUCGAACAAUGUCGAAUAUUUUUGCGAUCAUCGAGGAGUUUUGCAAUAUUUAUCCCACGACCACAGCAUAAUACUUGGUGCAAUGCAUUGGAGAUUGACAAGGUGGUGUCAGCAGUGAUCGUGAUGUCGAACGAUCGAGUACUGCCACAUGAUGUUACAACAAAGGAUGAUCUCUUCUUCCAUGUUACUUGCAAUUAUUCAACACCUAUAUUGGACAAAAUUCGGCAUGGAAUCGUUGUGGGUGGUCCCUCUCCUGUAUCUAUCACAUCAAAAGAGCUACAUCGUCAUGUAUAUUUGCAAAUCAUGAAAAAAGGACGGCCUGUGGAUAGCGUUUUUAUCGGUGAAGCCCUCAUUGCCAGAGUUGAAAGCGACAUUCCACCUGAGCGACUUCGAGUCAUGGAAUGUACAGCACAUCGAGUUGGAGGAACUGGAGCACCCACUUCUGUUAGCCUCAUCACCGAUGGUUGCGCCCUUCUUCCUUCCUUGAUGGCACCAAUGAAAGUGGGGCCAAAUGGCUGGGAAUCGGCAUUAUCAGCUUUUCGUAUAGAUGGAAGUGAACAGAUUGAUAUCGUCUGUUUGGUGGCAGUCUGUCCAGAUGACGCCUGUCCCAACGUUAGCAUGACUUGUCCUCCGAACAAGGAUCGACGGUCCCGCUCUCUUGCCGAGAAGCAUCCAAUUCGAGUUGACCAUCGUUUGAUUGUGAAGGCCAGAGCUGCUGACAGCUUCCAAAAAGACAGCAGAACGUUUCCUGAAGUAUGCCUGCAACCAACAGUAUACCUCUCCGGCCUUACUUUGCUCGCCCUAUCCCUGGCAGCUUUGGCCGUGUCUCUGUGUGUAGGAGCGAAGCGAAGAAGUGAUUCAGUGGAAGACCUCCUAUCUAUAUCACAGAUCUCCACACAACAGAAGAACGUCGGCGCAAAAUACGUAAAGACCUUGUCGUUGUGACAGCUUUGAAAGCUGUUAUUUAGUAGAAGUAUG
Cylicocyclus nassatus is the source of this 2703-nucleotide messenger RNA. The record is from the annotation of a GenBank genome assembly. NCBI's taxonomy places the organism in Eukaryota, Metazoa, Nematoda, Chromadorea, Rhabditida, Strongylidae.